AUGACUAAACAACUUGUACCAAAAUUAUCAAAUUUCAAAUACACUCGCCAUACCAACCAGGAAACUACUGACAUAAAAGAGAUAAUAAAUAUUUUGCGUUGGAUGGCUCCUGAAAAGAUGCUAGAUCCUAAAAAUGUGAGAUAUAAUUUCAAAUUUUUGGAAUUCUACUUUGGGAAUUAUUGUUUCAAAAAAAUUCCAUAUGAAGAUUUAGACAUGAACCAAAUUAAAAAUCCCGUUUUAAAAGGUGGUCAAGAAAAGAUUACUAUGCAAUUCACUUCGCAAGAAAUUCGAACGAUUCAAAAUAAGUUUUUUGAGAUUAUAAUUGCUGCAUUAAAUCCUCUUGGAACAUUAUUUAUGAGAGAAUCAAUAUCUAUUGGAACAUUAGCAACGGAACUUCCAGAUUCAUUCCAAAACUUUACUUUACCUACAAUAGUACCUCUUGAAGAAGAAGGACUCCCAGACGGGAAAAAAGAUCCUGUUCAAGCAAACCUACUUUUCAAAGAAGCAGCUGAUGAUGGAAUUGCAGGUGCUCAACUACAUUAUGCAUUUUCUUUAUUUAACACAUCAAGAGUUAAAUUUGAUCGCAAAGUUUUUGUUUCAUACCUUACAAAGGCAGCAAAUGGUGGUAAUGUUGCAGCCCAAUAUAAUUUAGAUGAUAUGUAUUUUAAUGGAAAGAUAUUAGGUAUAAAGGAUGUCGAAUUAGGAACAAAAUAUUUGAAAUUAGCUGCUCUAAAUAAUGAUCCUCGAUCCGUUAAGAUCCUUAAAGAAAAUAAAAUUGAUUUUUUAAUCUAG
Messenger RNA from Diversispora eburnea, 792 nucleotides. The record is from the annotation of a GenBank genome assembly. Lineage: Eukaryota; Fungi; Glomeromycota; Glomeromycetes; Diversisporales; Diversisporaceae.